CAAUAAAGGUGUACCUCAACUCAGACGCGUACUUGCGUAUACUACUGAUAACACACUAUACUAUUGUUAUUUUAUAAGACGUAUUCCCCUCCUUCGUUUCUUAAGGGGUUCUCACUGUAGGUUCAACGAACCGACAAACAACCCCGAGGUCAUCACCACCUUUGAAACUAUGAGUUCACCAACAACCGGGUCGGCGUCGGCAGAAGCCGUCGCAGAAGCUGCAUUCCACGUAUAUUUAGAGCAGCGGCAAAUUAGGAACGCGAAAGUGUUGGUGCACUACGCAGCAGGACUGAGUGCCCUCAUCGGCGUCUUCAUCAUUUCUCAUUGGCUUCAUUUAUUAGCUAUCAGACUUGGCUGGUCUCGUAAGCCAAUCUUUCUACCUUUCGUUGCCAUUGCAAGAGUUUCCAGGAGAACAUUUAUACAAAGUCUACCUGGCUUUACCUCUGUCGGGCAUGCCGUCCUGGUGACCGCCUAUGUGGCUCUUAAUGUCCUGUUUAGCUUCUACAAUGUCGAUUAUAGCAAGGCUACGGACCUAUGUGCCCGGUUCGGCUGGAUGGCAACAGGUAAUAUGGUCUUGGUAGUCUUCCUCGCACUGAAGAAUACACCUUUAGCGAUUUUUACGGCUUACUCUUAUGAACGACUUAAUGUCUUACAUCAAACUGCCGGAUAUACCACAUUGCUAUACACCAUUUUACAUGCCGCUAUCUACACGGCCUACUUUUUCAAAGAAGGAAUGGUAUACAUCCUCCGAUUGGAUAUUGUCACUGCCGGCAUCAUCCUUGGGUUUGCCCUGCUGUUCUCUGUCCUCGCCGGUAUGACUCUGAGGCAUAUUAAGUAUGAACUCUUCUACGUCAUACAUGUGGCCCUUUUUGUCGUUAUUGUCGUUACCCUGGGUCUGCAUCGUCCCAAUUUCAAUCCUGACAGGACAUUAUACGCGACCGUAAUUAUUGGUGCGUUAUGGUUUGCCGAUCGCCUUAUUCGGUUCUGUCGACUUGUGUAUAACAGCAUCAACAACGAAGCCAAUGUUUACGCUCUCCCGAACGGCGGUACGAGAAUAGUUCUCAAGAAGCCCUUACUACGCGCGCGACCCGGAAAGCACUGCUAUGUUUGGCUACCACGAAUUCGCGCCUUUGAAACUCAUCCUUUCACCAUUGUCGCGAAUGAACCUAUGGAACUCGUCAUCAACACAUACAGUGGCUUUACUAAGGCUCUUCAUAAAUACGCACUAAAAAACCCCGGAGCCAGUCUUAAGGUCUCGGUAGAAGGUCCUUACGGCACAUUACCCGAUCCUAUGGACUUCGACAGAGUCGUUCUGGUUGCAGGUGGCUCUGGCGCAACGUUCACGUUCGGAAUGGCAGCUGAUAUGCUGGCACGAAUGUCUGAAAACUCUAAACAACGAAUUGACUUUAUCUGGGCUGUCAAGGGUCACGAAAAUCUAUCGUGGUUUACGCAACACCUUCAAAACCUUAGCAAUCAUGUCCAUGCCCCCAAAAUCGCCCUUAAGCUUCAUCUUACAAGAUUCGCGCCCUCGUCGUCCAUUAACCGAGACGACUCUAUAGAACGACGGUCAACGUCAGUUGCCUCUGCAGAUAUGAAACCUUCAAACCUGGAAAGGGGCAAUGAUAAUUUCGCCAUCAGCGGCCCUGGCUCUUCGGCUGUUACUCGGUAUGAAUCCGACAAAGAUGAAAAGGAUAUGGAAGCGAUGCGCCAUCAGGAGAUCCCCUCAGCGGCAACAAGCACUACAAUGUUACCCAUUGUUCAUGGUCGGCCCGACACAGAGGCCGAAAUCAGAGCUGCAGUUGAGUCUCUGAGUAAUGAUCAACGAGUCCUCAUCGCUGCUUGUGGACCUAGUAGCUUGACUAAGAUAGUCCGCGACAUUGGGGCUAGCUACAUCAAGGUUGACGGACCUGCAGUUGAGGUUCACUGCGAACAAUUCGGUUGGUGAUUUCGGGUUUCUUUUCCAUUACGUAUCUAUGAGAGACUUGAGAUGAUCUAUUAUCACCUAUGAUUUUACUUGGCGUAGACGGCGCUAUUGGAUAUACCAUCUUACACCAGCUAUUAGCUACCUGGAACUGAGGGCGUUUGGUAGAAUUCGUACUACGAUUAUCGAUCUACGUAGACAUUGACACGUCACGUGUCUCUUAUUUAGGAUACAAAUAUAUCGAAUUUACUCGAACUUAUUAAUGCCC
This is a messenger RNA of Daldinia caldariorum, 2189 nucleotides long. RefSeq names its product ferric reductase NAD binding domain-containing protein. The record is from RefSeq and is a predicted model, not a curated record. Gene Ontology annotation, cellular component: plasma membrane. NCBI's taxonomy places the organism in Eukaryota, Fungi, Ascomycota, Sordariomycetes, Xylariales, Hypoxylaceae. Gene Ontology annotation, molecular function: ferric-chelate reductase activity. The coding region runs from base 170 to 1945 and encodes 591 amino acids. The transcript has 4 exons. Gene Ontology annotation, biological process: copper ion import; iron ion transport; intracellular iron ion homeostasis.